Pelobates fuscus (common spadefoot toad) is the source of this 4394-nucleotide messenger RNA. RefSeq names its product nucleoporin 155 (gene NUP155). The record is from RefSeq and is a predicted model, not a curated record. Bases 87 to 4253 code for a protein of 1388 amino acids. Gene Ontology annotation, biological process: transcription-dependent tethering of RNA polymerase II gene DNA at nuclear periphery; protein import into nucleus; RNA export from nucleus. Gene Ontology annotation, molecular function: structural constituent of nuclear pore. NCBI's taxonomy places the organism in Eukaryota, Metazoa, Chordata, Amphibia, Anura, Pelobatidae. The transcript has 35 exons. Gene Ontology annotation, cellular component: nuclear pore inner ring; nuclear pore.
UGCAUGCAGGAUUUGCGCGGGCAGCGAGCUGGUUUUCAAUCUAACAUCUAGCUUGGGCUUCUUGGAUCCCCUCGUCACCGUCCGCAAUGCCCAGCGGGGCCCCAGGAGCCACGGCCGUCGCCAUGCAGGAGGCUGUAGAGGCAGCCGGGAAGAUUAUCGACCGCCAGGUCCUGGAAGACCGAGCCUACCCGGACCUAUCCGAGCUGCUCAAUGUCCCCGCUCACAAUAGUCCUACUAUAUCUGGUGUUUCCGAAAUGGAUUACCCUCUGCAAGGACCUGGCCAGUUGACUGUUCCCAAUCUUCCAGAGCUUAGUAUGAUGCACAGAGUGCCACUUCCUCCAGAACUGGUCGAGCAGUUUGGGCAUAUGCAGUGCAACUGCAUGAUGGGUGUGUUUCCAGAAAUCAAUAGGGCUUGGCUGACUAUUGAUAGUGAUAUAUUCAUGUGGAACUACGAAGAUGGAGGGGAUGUUGCUUAUUUUGAUGGCCUCAGUGAAAUAAUACUCUCAGUUGGAAUAGUAAAGCCAAAGUCAGGUAUUUUCCAACCUCACAUCAAUUACCUGCUUGUACUUGCAACACCUGUUGACAUUGUGAUCCUAGGAGUGAGUUUUACCGGCCUACAAGCAGGUCAUCUGAAUGACAGCAUGUCUGGAGGGAUUCAGCUACUUCCAGAGCCACUUUACUCCUUGCCUACAGAUAACACAUAUUUAUUGUCCAUAACCUCAACUGACAAUGGGCGCAUCUUCAUGUCUGGAAAAGAUGGAUGCCUCUAUGAAGUUGCCUACCAGGCAGAAGCUGGUUGGUUUAGUCAAAGAUGCCGGAAAAUUAACCAUUCUAAGAAUUCACUAUCUUUCCUUAUACCUUCAAUAUUGCAAUACCCUUUCUCAGAAGAUGAUGGCUUAGUUCAAAUUGCCAUUGACAACUCAAGGAACAUUCUAUAUACUCGUUCGGAGAAAGGUGUACUUCAGGUGUAUGACUUGGGCCAAGAUGGUCAUGGGAUGAGCAGGGUUGCUUCUUUAUCUCAGAACCAUAUUGUAUCAGCAGCUGGAAACAUUGCAAGGACAAUAGAUCGCUCAGUUUUUAAACCCAUUGUUCAGAUAGCAGUGAUUGAGAAAUCUGAAUCUAUGAAUUGUCACUUGCUUGCUGUGACGCACGCAGGUGUUCGGUUAUAUUUUAGUACAGUGCCGUUUAAACAACCUGCAGCCCGUCCCUGUAUGUUGUCCUUGGUGCAUGUUCGAUUACCUCCAGGAUUCUCAGCUUCCUCAAAUGUGGAAAAACCAUCCAAGGUGCAUAAAGCUCUUUACAACAAUGGUGUCUUACUGAUGACUGCUUCAGAAAAUGAAGACCGUGACCUUUUGUGGUGCAUCAGCCAUGAUUCUUUCCCAUUUCAAAAACCAAUGAUGGAAAUGCAGGUGGCUGUUCAGGUCGAUGGCCAUUCCUGGGCUGUAUCUGCAAUAGAUGAAAUAAAACCUGAAAAGAUUGUGACUCCAUUGAAUAGUGAAAUUAUUCCAAUAACUGAUUCACCGGUUUUAUUUCAACAACACAUGGUGCCACCAAAGAAAUUUGUGCUUCUCUCUGCACAGGGGAGUCUUAUUUUCUCUAAGCUGCGGCCAGUGGAUCAGCUACGACAUCUCCUUGUUACCAACACUGGAGGAGAAGGGGAAGAAAUAGAGCAGUUUUUCAAAUUGCAUCAGGAAAACCAAACCUGUGCUACUUGCUUAAUUCUUGCUUGCUCUACGGCUGCUUGCGAUCGAGAGGUCUCCACAUGGGCAACGCGGGCAUUCUUCAGGUAUGGCGGAGAGGCCCAGGUGAGACUUCAGCCUUCACUACCUGCUCCAAGCACUGUGGGACCUAUAUUUGGUUCUCCUUUGCCCAUAGCAUCCCCUAUGACUGUUGCCAGUCCAGGUCCUAAUCCUAGCUUUCUUGGAACUCCAACUCAAGGUAUCUACCCUACAAAUAUCUCAACCCCAAUGCAUAUAAUUGGAACACCUGUACAUCAGCCUACCUCUUCCAUAACCGGCAUAAUGGGACCAGAAGUCGUAUAUUCUGGGAAACACAAUGGUAUCUGCCUCUAUUUCUCUCGAAUUGUUGGUAAUAUUUGGGAUGGAAGCAUGACUGUUGAGAAAACCUUUAAGAGUGGGAACAGAGAAGUCACAGUGGUUGACAGCAGUGUCACGCCACAACAUCUAGCGACAGUGCUCCAGAAACUAAAAGGAUUGCUGGAAUUUCUGGAUAGAAAUUCACAGUUUGCUGCAGGAACCUUUGGAAACCCUAGUUUCGGAACACCUACAAACCUUCACCACAGAUUCGUGAACCUUGGACGGCAUGACACUGGGAAUUCUCACCAAGUCCAACAAGAACUCCAGAGAAAAUUCCAUACUGAAGCACAACUGUCAGAGAAGCUGUCUCUUCAGGGUAUCCAUCAGCUGGUCAGGAAAACAUGCCAAGCUUUGUCCCUGUGGAAACUACUCUGUGAAAACCAGUUUAGUCUCAUUGUGGCUGAACUGCCAAAGGAGCUGCAGGAGCAUUUAAAGAUAACUGCUUUUAAAGAUCUGGUGGUACGGGACAAAGAGCUGGCAGGAGCUCUGAUUUCAUCAUUGGUCAAUUGUUUUAUUCGGGACAAUACAACAGUUGAUGCUAUAAGCACUUACCUGCGGGACGUUUGUCCUCUCUUUUACAGCACUGAUGAUGCAGUGUGUUCAAAGGCAAAUGAAUUGUUGCAAAGAUCACGCCAGGUUCAGAACAGGUUGGAUAAAGAGAGGCUGUUACGAGAAUCGUUAAAGGAAUACCGCAAAAUCAGUCAUCAGGUUGAUCUUGCAAAUGUGUGUGCCCAGUAUAGACAAGUGCGUUUCUAUGAGGGAGUGGUGGAACUGUGCCUUACUGCUGCUGAGAAGAAAGAUCCUCAAGGACUUGGGCUACAUUUUCACAAGAACGAUGAACCCGAAGAAGAUGCUGCUGGUCUCCAGGCAUUCCAGGAGAGAUUGAACUGCUAUAAGUGCAUCACUGAUGCCCUCCAGGAGCUGGUAAAUCAAAGCAAAGCUGCCCCUCAGUCCCCCAGUGUUCCAAAGAAGCCAGGUCCACCGGUCUUAUCAUCUGAUCCCAACAUGCUCAGCAAUGAGGAAGCCAGUCUACAUUUUGAACAAAUGCUGAAGUUGGCUCAGCGCUCUACAGACGAACUCUUCAACAUUGCGCUGUUCAAUUGGCUGAUACAAGCAGAUCUUACGGAUAAGCUGUUGGAGCUGAACUCUCCAUUUUUGGAGCCACAUUUGGUUCGUAUGGCGAAGAUUGAUCAAAAUAAAGUGCGCUAUAUGGAUUUGCUCUGGAGAUACUAUGAGAAGAACCGGAAUUUCAGCAGCGCUGCUAGAGUCGUUGCCUCAUUGGCAGAUGUGCAUAGCUCUGAUAUAUCACUCAGGCAGCGCCUCGAGUACCUUUCUAGAGCCAUACUAAGCGCUAAGAGCUCCUCUGGUAUGUCUGCCCUCCCUGCUGAUGGAGAGUUCCUGCAUAUGCUGGAAGAAAAAAUGGAGGUUGCUCGGAUACAGCUUCAGAUUCAGGAUGCAUUAUUAAAGCGGAAUUUCUCUCAAGCGGAGGUGCAAGAAGCUGUUGCAAACCUAGACUCCCAGCUUAUGGAUAUCUCAAAGCUUUACGCAGAGUAUGCUGACCUCUUCAAGCUUUCUGAAUGCAAGUUGGCCAUUGUACAUUGCGGUAGCUAUUCUGACCCCAUCAUGGUUCAAACCUUAUGGCAAGAAAUCAUAGACAAGGAAUUGGCUGACAGCAGAGACAUGGAACCUGCAAAUCAGAUGCAAUCAUUAAAUCUGAAGCUUACAUCACUUGGAAAGAUUUACUCUAGUACACCCCGCUACUUUCCUUUGGAAUUCUUGGUUCGGUACUUGGAACAGCAGGUUUGCAGUUUGAACUGGGACGUUGGUUUUGUCACGUAUACCAUGGAGGGAAUUGAUGUGCCCAUCUCAAAAUUACUUGAAGUUUAUGAUCACUUAUUUAAAGCACGGGAGCCUUACUGGAACCGAAUGAAGAAGCCUUUACACUUGCUAGAAUGCAUCCACAUGCUGAUCCUCUCUUUUGUGCAGAACCCAAGCAAAGUCCCAAACUACGAAAGGCGGCGCUUUGUGAAUGUUUGUUUGGAUGUGAUUUCUUGCUACCUCGUGCAUCUUCAGUCAAUGGACUCAACCGUGUCAUUGCAGACAGCCAUUGGGAACUUCAGGUCUUUGCAGGCCAAAUUAGAAAGAUUGAACUACUGAGUUCACAAGAGCAGAUAUCUCCUCUCUUAAGUAAUAACUAUAAACUAAGAAAAAGCUUCUUUCAAGGAUCGACUUCAAGCAAUCACCUGGUCUCUGAGCUUCUGCAAAUUUGAGCAGACUGACUAUUGUAUUCUUUUUUUU